This is a messenger RNA of Phaedon cochleariae (mustard beetle), 2848 nucleotides long. The record is from the annotation of a GenBank genome assembly. Lineage: Eukaryota; Metazoa; Arthropoda; Insecta; Coleoptera; Chrysomelidae.
CAGCAACUUUCGCGAUGAAUCUGACAUGAUUUUUUCAUGAAAGAGUAUUACUGUUGGAAAUGCCGAACAUAAAUAUAUGGUGUCUACUAUGUCGAAAUGAUGAGUUCGGUUUGAUAUGGUAUGAGAUGUUAUAUGGUAAGUGGAAGGGUUAAUUGUUUGAGCAUUUUUGAGCGGUUCAUGGAAAAAUGUUUGUGAUUUAUUAAUAUAAUGUAUCAUAUACAACGAUACCCGAUAUUAUUUAUAGUUCCUAAUUCCGGAGAACCCUGUAUAAUGUUGAUCAUUCAUACUCACUAGAAUUUAUUUCUUUUCAUAUUCGAAAACUACAACGAGCUGAAAAGUCUACGUCUAUCAAUAUAUGUGUAAAGACCAUAUAGAGGUCAUAUAGUCAUGAGUCCAUUGUUUUGGCAGUGGUCUAGGAACCAUUUCAUCUCAGUCCGACUCUGGUCAGUAUAUUAUCUCUGAUAUGAUCGAGUUUUGUUUAUAAUUUUUCGAUGUCACAAUAUUCAGUUAUGAUAAGGGGGAUUUAGUCUUACUCCAUAGGACUCAGUUGUACGUAUGGUGUAAAAUAAUGAAAUGAAAUUGUUAAUAUAUUCUUUUAAAUGAUAUUUCAAAUUGAAGUACUUAAUAGUAGUAGGUAGUAAAUCACGAAUUGUUUCACCAUGAUUUCGUUUGUUAAAAUGUAUGGUAGAAUAUCGCAGGUAUUACGAAACCCAACGCAGCCUCUUCUGUAUCACAACUUACCAAGAUGGAAGAGUACACUGAGAAAAAUAGAUAAACUUCUCAUAGCUAAUAGGGGAGAAAUAGCUUGUAGAGUUAUGAGAAGUGCUCGGAAAUUGGGAGUUCGAACCGUUGCUGUUUACAGUGAUGCUGAUGAAAAUUCAUUACACGUUGCCAUGGCAGACGAAGCAUAUCGAAUUGGUCCAGCAGCUGCCUCACAAAGUUAUCUGAGGGGUGAAAAAUUGUUAGAAGUUGCAGAAAGAGCCAAUUGUCAAGCUAUCCAUCCAGGAUACGGAUUCCUAUCUGAAAAUGUCGAAUUCGCAGAAUCCUGCCAUAAAAGUAACAUCGUUUUCAUUGGCCCUCCUGCCACUGCCAUCAGAGACAUGGGGAUAAAAAGCACAUCUAAGAAGAUCAUGGACAAAGCGGGUGUUCCUAUCAUCAGUGGAUAUCAUGGUGAAGAUCAAACUAAUGAAAGACUCAGGAGUGAAGCCAAACGAAUUGGGUUUCCAGUUAUGAUCAAAGCAGUCCGUGGAGGAGGAGGCAAAGGAAUGAGGAUUGCCCAUACAGAAGAAGAAUUCGAUGGUGCUCUAGAAUCUGCGAGGACUGAAUCUCUAAAAGCAUUCUCUGACUCUGUGGUUUUAUUGGAAAAGUUUGUGGGCGAACCCAGACAUGUGGAAGUACAAGUAUUCGCUGAUACUCACGGAAAUGCAGUGCAUUUGUAUGAAAGAGAUUGCUCAGUCCAAAGAAGGCAUCAGAAAAUUAUUGAAGAAGCACCAGCGCCAGGUUUAUCGACAGAACUGAGGCAAGAGCUAGGAGCAGCUGCAGUUAGAGCUGCGAAAGCUGUCGGAUAUGUUGGAGCCGGUACUGUAGAGUUCAUUUUGGAUAAAAAUACUCACAGCUUUCAUUUUAUGGAGAUGAAUACGAGGCUGCAGGUUGAACACCCAAUUACAGAAAUGAUUACAGGAACCGAUUUGGUAGAAUGGCAAAUCAAAAUAGCUUCAGGUGAGAAGCUGCCAUUAACCCAAGAACAAAUACAAUCACGGGGUCAUGCUUUCGAGGCAAGAAUUUACGCUGAGGAUCCACGGGGUGGUUUUCUUCCUGGUGCUGGACCCUUGUUGCAUCUCGUAACUCCCGAUGUUUCCGAAGAUACACGUAUCGAAACAGGUGUGAGGCAAGGGGAUGAGGUGUCUGUCCACUACGACCCAAUGAUAGCGAAACUCGUUGUGUGUGGAAAUGACAGAACAGAAGCUCUCACCAAAUUACAAUCUAAAUUACUCGAAUUCAAUAUUGCUGGCUUAGAAACGAACGUCAACUUUUUAUUGGAUCUCGCUCGGCAUCCAGAGUUCGCAGCGGGGAAUGUUCACACCAAUUUCAUCAACGACCAUCAUGAUUCCCUCUUCAGGGAUGAGUCGCCAAGUGAAAUCCAGUUGAUUCAAGCUACCAUGGCCGUGGUUCUGACAGACCAGGCGGAAGAGGUGGAACGAGCUGUUGCUAGAAGGGAUAGACACAACCCAUUCACCGUUGAAUCGAACUUCCGAAGUGAUGUCAGCACAAAAGCUAUGAAGCAACUUGUCCACUUCAUCAAUCUUGACAUUACAACGUCUGUUGUAUUUGAUCAUCAUCGUAAUGGCUACCAAAUAUCUUGCGAUGGAGGACAGACGUGGCAAGAGGUUGAUGGAAACGUUUCACAAAAAAGCAAUAGGCAAGUCCUGACUUGUUCCAUCAAUGAUGUCACAUGUAGAAGCACCAUCUUCAGAGAUGAGCAUACUCUUUGCGUUUUCGACCAGAAUGGAAAGGUGCAAUAUACUUUACCCCAACCUACACUCGAACCGGAAGAUGAAUCUCAAGUUGGUUUCUUGAACAAAGCCGUAGCCCCUAUGCCAGGGGUGCUGGACAGACUGCUAGUUGGACCCGGAGAUGAGGUGAAAAAAGGAGACCCGCUAUUCGUUCUGAUUGCAAUGAAAAUGGAGCACGUAGUCAAAGCUCCGAGGGAUGCGAUAGUUUUUAAUGUUUGUUACAAGACUGGCGAGAACGUCGCUAAAGAUGCUACGGUCGUAAAGUUUGAGGAAAUCUGAUGAUCUAUAUAUUAUCUUGUUCAUAUAUUGUUUGUUUGGUAAUAAUCAUAUCAUUA